Molecule: messenger RNA, 693 nt
Organism: Acanthosepion pharaonis
Lineage: Eukaryota; Metazoa; Mollusca; Cephalopoda; Sepiida; Sepiidae
Source: the annotation of a GenBank genome assembly
AUGAAAGAAAGAAAAGCAAGCAAGCAAGAAAAACAAAAAAACUCGUUGAAUUCGCUAUCGCUUCUUUUUCUUCUUUUUUCUCUUCUGUUUCUUUUUAUCUUUUUCUUCUUUCUCUUUUUUUUUUUCUCUUUUUCUUCUUUUCUUUUUUCUCUUCUGUUUCUUUUUAUCUUUUUCUUCUUUCUCUUCUUUUUUUUCUCUUUUUCUCUUUUUCUUCUUUUUCUCUUUUUCUUCUUUCUCUUCUUUUUCUUCUUUUCUCUUUUCUUUUUUCUCUUCUGUUUCUUUUUAUCUUUUUCUUCUUUCUCUUCUUUUUCUUCUUUUUUCUCUUCCGUUUCUUCUUUUUUAUCUUCAUUUUUCUUUCUUCCCUUCUUUUUCUUCGUUUUUCUUCUUUCUUAUCUUCUUUUUCUCUUCUUUUCUUCAUUUUCUCUCCUUUUUCUUCUUUAUUGUCUUCUUUUUCUUUUUAUCUUCUGUUUCUUCUUUUUUUCUCUUCUUUCACUUUCUCUUUUUCUUCUUUUUACUGAUCUUAUUUUCUUAUUGCUCUUUUUUCUUUUUCUUUUUCUCUCUCCAACUCUAUUCCUUCAAACUCCUCUUCUAAUUAUUCCUUCUUCUUCUUCUUCUUCUUCUUCUUCUUGUAUAUUUCUAAUUAUUCCUUCUCCUCCUACUCCUCUUUCACUAUAUCUUCAUUCUUUUUUUUAA